AUACUCUUCAGGUUAGAGAUAACACAUCACUUCCGGCAAAAUGAUUGCAGACGUUCAUCCACUGUUUCAGACGUUUUUAGGAACAUUAUUUACAUGGGGAUUAACUGCAUUAGGCUCAGCAUUAGUCUUUGUUUUUAACUCUGGCCAGAGAAGAAUUCUUGAUGGCAGUCUAGGAUUUGCUGCAGGUGUAAUGACAGCAGCUUCAUACUGGUCACUGUUAGCUCCUGCUAUAGAAAUGGCUGAGAGGUCUGGUAGUUAUGGUGAUGAUGGACAGUGGGCAUUUAUACCUGUUGCUAUAGGUUUCACCCUUGGGGCUGCUUUUGUGUAUGGAGCUGAUGUCUUUAUGCCUUAUUUGGGAGCUGAUAGUACCACAAGUUUAGCACUUACGCUGGAUACAAAUACAAAAAUAGAUAAAGAUGGUCCAUCUACAGAUUCUAGUAUUCAGAUGCCAACAUAUGAUGAUGGAUUAGGUUAUAGUAACAAAUCAUCCGGUGCAAAGCCCAGAAGACGAGGAGGUGAUCCAAUUAUACCAAGCACAACAAAUGAUGAUAUAGGAAGAUCAGGGGAGGGUAGCUCUACAAAUAUAAGCUGGAAGAGAAUAUUGUUACUAAUAAUAGCUAUCACUAUACACAAUAUACCUGAGGGUCUAGCAGUAGGUGUUGGUUUUGGUGCUAUAGGAAAAUCACCAGCAGCUACAUUUGAAAAUGCAAGAAAUUUAGCUAUAGGUAUUGGUAUUCAAAAUUUUCCAGAAGGUUUAGCUGUCAGUCUACCUUUAAAAGGGUCUGGAAUGUCUACACUAAAAUGUUUCUGGUAUGGUCAACUAAGUGGUAUAGUGGAGCCUAUAGCUGGUAUGUUUGGAGCACUAGCAGUUGUGAUAGCUGAACCAAUCCUUCCAUAUGCUUUAGCAUUUGCUGCAGGGGCAAUGAUUUAUGUUGUUGUUGAUGAUAUUAUACCAGAGGCUCAAACUUGUGGGAAUGGAAAGCUGGCAUCAUGGGCCUCCAUACUUGGUUUUGUUGUUAUGAUGACAUUAGACGUUGGUCUCGGAUAAUUUAUUGUGUAAGAAGCAACUAUAGGACAUUCCAGAUUGUUAACAUUGUCUGUGAUUGUUCAUCAUUUAUAUACAAGAAUUCAGGAACUGCCAAAAUAAUCACUGCCAAAACUAUCCUGAUGAUCGGUAGAGGGAAUGCUCAUUUUUCACAAAUUUUUCUUUUGAUUGGAGGAUAAUCUUUUCUAGAUUUUAGUGACUCUUUUAUGUAUCUUUUUUUGUUUAAAAUUUGUUUUUAUGUCAUAUUUUCCUAAUUUUUAAGGAUUAGACAGAUUUAGUGCCAAGGGACCUUUUUGUGUGUCCAUAUUAAUUAUCAAACAAGUGUACUUUUAUGUACUACUUCAUUGCUGCUGAGAUGCCAGUAACUGCUUGAAAUGAUGCAUGUUUUGGUAUCUGAGGUUUUUCCUCACCAUUGCAACUGAAAAGUUGCCAAAUUACCUUAACCCUUAUCCUGCGGGAACGGAAUGUGUGGCCUUUGCUACCAGUAUAUAGCCAGGCUAGCUGGCAUGUCUGUGCUGUCUGACUAGGCUCUAUACUGUUGCGUCAUUUUGAGAUCUCCCCAAAUUGAUAAUGGAUAAUUUCAAAAAAUGAAAGUUGGACUAGUCCAUUUAAGAAUUUCGGCAUUCUAAUGGUAAUCGAUUCGAAUUCUUUGACAGUCUGACUUAAAACAUAAUCAAAAUAAGGAUGAUAAUCAGUAUAGUAUCAAACGAGAAAAUUUUUAAUCAUUUUAAAGGUAAUAUAUAUCAAAUUACAGCUGGAUGUCUCAUGGAGCUAUCUCCAAGGUUAUGACAUUCAACUUGUUUAUCCUUUUAUUAAUUUACUGUCACAGAAGUUCAGUUUUCUGAAAGAAAAAAAAUGGACAGCAUUUAAAUGUACUUGAAAUGAUAUUGUAAGCUGAUCAAGUUCAUUAAAAAAUUGUAGACAUUUGUGGUUGAUUGGACUCCUUUAUUCAUGUAAAAAUAUACAAGACAGAAGAAACAGCGAAACAGUCUCAUAUUCUUACAACCUAUAAACUUGAGCCCUCCCGUGAAAUUAACAAGGCGGACAAAAGCCCUCCCCUAACUAAAAUAAAUAUGUAUGUUGAAUACCUGUGUUUUUUCAAUGCACUCAACAUAUUAAAAUUGUUACAUAUAUUUCUUGUUGUUUUCAAUUGGCCUAAGUAUGUGUAUGAGCUAGAACUACCUUUUAUUCUGAAUUUACCUUCCUGAAAUGUUUAACAAGGUAACUUUUUACACAAAUGUCAUUAAAAAUAAAGUUACUUUCAA
Molecule: messenger RNA, 2310 nt
Organism: Ruditapes philippinarum (Manila clam)
Lineage: Eukaryota; Metazoa; Mollusca; Bivalvia; Venerida; Veneridae
Product: zinc transporter ZIP11-like
Exons: 10
Coding region: 41-1048 (335 amino acids)
Biological process (GO): zinc ion transmembrane transport
Cellular component (GO): membrane
Molecular function (GO): zinc ion transmembrane transporter activity
Source: RefSeq, a predicted model, not a curated record